AUGGAAGAGUCAGCAGAAGCAAUGUCGGGAAACUUGUCGCUGGAUGAUAAGAUAAAACAAAUGCUAGAUAAUAUGACUGAAUGGGAAAAUUUAGGACAAAGUAUUAUCACAGGCAAGAGGACGAUGGUAGAGUUGGAUGAACGACGUCAGAAAUGUCGCGAAGCAUUGAGGCAAUUGCAUAAAGCAAAAAAUAAUGCAAAUAAGAAAAGGAAGAAUUGGGUUUGCUUCGGAAGUACUACAUUUCUCAAGGUUACAACCGACCAAACAAAGCAAAUGAUUGAAGAUGACAUGAAGGUUAUUGGUGCGACUCUCAACGAAGCUCGAGAAAGUACCAAAAACCAAGUGGAUAAGUUGAAGAAAAUGGAAAACUGCAAGAGUCUUGUAGAUCUUGGUUUCAGUUUGGAUCGAAUUGAUUAA
Brugia pahangi is the source of this 417-nucleotide messenger RNA. The record is from the annotation of a GenBank genome assembly. Lineage: Eukaryota; Metazoa; Nematoda; Chromadorea; Rhabditida; Onchocercidae.